CAACCAAACGACGAUGCUGACCUGAGUCCUGGAGAACUGACCUUUGAAGAAGGUGCAAUUACUCGCUAUUCCUUCAACUUGCUCGUCUGACAUCAUCCAGAUACUGCGGGAGGCAUGGGUCGUCACCUUGGUGUAACGUCUUGCGCUCUCCUUAUCGUUGGAAAGAUCAUCGGCACUGGCGUAUUCUCAACGCCGUUCUUCAUCCUCUCCAGCGUGGGCUCAGUCAGCGCCUCCCUCAUCAUGCUCUGGGUCCUCGGUUUCUUGCUUGGCCUCUGUGGACUCUCGAGUUCGGCACCACGUUCCCUCGCAGUGGUGGAGAGAAGGUAUACCUCGAGGCCCUCUACAGGAAGUAUGUCGCCACUUAAGUAUUCGCUACCAACGCUAUAUUACUUGGGAUUCACUGCGAGCGGUUGUAUUGAACAAUUUCUUCUUUUGAUCAAGGCCAUCGCGCUCUUCUACGCAGAUCAACACCAGGAAGCAACGCUGCUUAUCAAAGAGCUGGUUACCGCUUGUCCGAAUGUUGGUCCUCUCAUGCGUCCUGUAGUGGAAACAUAUCUACGCGCGUUCAGCUCGGAAUCACUUCCCAAAGGCAUGUGGCUGGAGCGCAUGUCCUAG
Messenger RNA from Suillus subalutaceus, 615 nucleotides. RefSeq lists its product as uncharacterized. Bases 115 to 615 code for a protein of 166 amino acids. The transcript is spliced from 5 exons. The record is from RefSeq and is a predicted model, not a curated record. Lineage: Eukaryota; Fungi; Basidiomycota; Agaricomycetes; Boletales; Suillaceae.